AGCAUGUAAACUGCUUAGUUUGUCUUGUCGAAUACAGUUAAUAAGUGAAGUCCUUUAUUGCUGAAUUUACGGAAGCGAAAAAAAUGAAUAAACGCCAUUUGCCUUAUCCUUUGGGCCCUUACGCUACAGGCAGUGUUGAACUGAUGACGGAAUAUAGUCCUGAAGGGUGCUUCUUCAGGAUAUUCUAUCCCAUAGACAUCUCCCCUGAAAAGUUAGACAAAUACUCGGACAAAUGGGUACCAUGGAUGCCGCAUGAAAUGUAUUUAAAAGGAUUUGCUAAUGCGAACAAAACACCGUUCUUCAUAUAUAAACACGGCCAAACUUUAAUAAGACAAAAACCGUAUUUUAUUCCGACUAUUAGUAAUGCACCAUUAUCACAAGCACAAAAAUCGUAUCCUUUGUUUAUAUUUUCCCAUGGAUAUGCAGCCACUAAAUUCUUGUGCUCAGAAUAUUGUAAUUCAAUAGCAUCCUAUGGCUUUGUAGUGGCCGCAGUUGAACACAGAGAUAAGUCUGCAGCCGCCACAUACUAUUACGAUUCACCAGAGAGCGUACUGAAUAAGAGUGAAACGUGGAUAAAGUACGAGUCUUUGUACAAAACCUAUGACGUACACCGUCAUAUAAUCAGAAAUAGCCAAGUAAAAAUCAGAUGCAAAGAAAUUUGUAAAGUCCUGGAUAUCUUGUCUGAAAUGAACAAUGGCGACCAUGUUACAAAUAUACUAAAUUCGCCGUUCGAUUUGACACAGUUUAAAGGUAAACUGAGUAUAGAAAAUAUAGUUAUGUCAGGGUUUUCUUUUGGCGGAAUGACAUCGAUAUACGCUGCGGCCAAUGACAACCGCAUAAAAGCUGCUAUUAUUGUUGACGGCUGGAUGUCUCCAUUAAAAUGUGUACCACUUAUGAGCAUAAAACAACCCAUAUUGUUUCUUAAUUCACAAACGUUUCACUUGCCAUCAAACGUAGCCAUGCUUCGCAAGUACUUUUAUUCCGAAGGAAUACGAGAGUUGUACACAAUUAAAAACACCUCACAUGAAAACCACACAGAUUCACCUUACAUUUGGGGUUACUGGUUAGGUCCGUUUAUGUGGAAUAAAAUGAACUCUACAAAGGUGUUGAGAAUACAAAGCAGUUUGACAGUAAAAUUUUUACAUGACCAUACAGGUUACCCAGAAAGCUGUGAAAAUGCAGAGGCGUACAUAAAAGAAAACCGUGAUAGACAUUUUGUCGACUAUAUUAUUUGUUGUGCCAAAAAGUACAGAACAAAAUCUGAUUUUGAUGAACUCGAUGAAGUUUAAUAGCCAAAUAAAAUAAGUUUUCUUGUAUAAAAUUUGAAAAAAGACCUUUAGAAUUGCAAUCAAGAAACAAAUAUUGUUUUUUUU
This is a messenger RNA of Adelges cooleyi (spruce gall adelgid), 1373 nucleotides long. Its product is annotated as platelet-activating factor acetylhydrolase-like. NCBI's taxonomy places the organism in Eukaryota, Metazoa, Arthropoda, Insecta, Hemiptera, Adelgidae. The transcript is spliced from 9 exons. The record is from RefSeq and is a predicted model, not a curated record. Gene Ontology annotation, molecular function: 1-alkyl-2-acetylglycerophosphocholine esterase activity. Bases 84 to 1289 code for a protein of 401 amino acids.